UCAUGUGGACCGUGAACUAGAAGAAUUUAGGAACUACUAAUGGCACCUGUUAUUACUCCUCGUGAUGAAGAGGUGCCACUGGUUGCCGGCGAUGAUUCGCCGACGCUUCAGUCAGGGAAGAGCCACACGAAGGACGUUCAUAUCUUGAGCUUGGCCUUUCUCUUAAUCUUCAUUGCUUAUGGAGCUGCUCAAAAUUUACAGAGCACUCUCAAUACAGAGCAGAACUUGGGUACAACUUCACUUGGGAUAUUGUACCUGUCUUUCACCAUUUUUUCUGUGUUUGCUUCUUUGGUGGUGAGGAAUCUCGGCUCCAAAAACUCUUUGAUCAUUGGGACAACUGGUUAUCUCUUUUACUUGGCUGCAAAUUUGAAGCCCAAUUGGUAUACACUGGUUCCGACCUAUUUGUUUCUUGGGUUUUGUGCUUCUAUAACGUGGGUUGGACAGGGAACAUAUCUCACUUCCACUGCACGCAAUCAUGCUAGAGAUAACAACUUGCUUGAAGGUACAGUAAUUGGCGACUUCAAUGGGGAAUUCUGGAGUGUGUAUGCUAUCCACCAGUUUAUUGGGAGUCUUAUUACAUUUGCUCUACUUAGUGAUGGGAAGGAGGGGAGUACCAAUGGCGCAACUUUAUUAUUUGCAGUACUCCUUUUUGUUAUGACCUUUGGUGCUAUACUAAUAUUCUUCUUGCGAAAACGGAGUGAUAAUAGUAAGGGAACAUAUGAGCAUUCAGAAGCUGGUGGUGGUGCUUGUGAAUAUUCGUCCCUCAAGUCUCUAUGUAGGUCACUCACCAGUGCAUUGUUUGAUGUAAAGAUGUUGUUGAUCAUACCCCUUAUUACAUAUUCAGGUCUACAACAAGCAUUUGUAUGGGCUGACUUUACCAAGUAUGUUGUAACUCCAGCAAUUGGUGUUUCUGGUGUGGGUACUGCAAUGGCAGCAUACGGUGCUUUUGAUGGAAUUUGUUCUCUUACUGCCGGUCGUCUCACCUCGGAUCUCACGUCUAUUGUGACAAUAGUAUCCUUUGGAGCUUCUGUUCAGGCAGUUGUAUUAAUCUUGCUUCUGCUAGAUUUCAGCAUACCUAGCGGAUUGCUUGGUACUCUAUAUUUACUCUUUUUGGCUGCUUUGUUGGGCAUUGGUAAUGGAGUUCUUAUGACACAACUCAAUGCUUUGCUUGGAAUGUUGUUUAAGCACGACAUGGAGGGUGCUUUUGCGCAGCUAAGGAUAUGGCAGAGCGCAACAAUUGCUAUCAUGUUCUUUUUGUCCCCCAACAUCUCGUUUGAGACAGUAGUAGUGACUAUGCUGGCUCUCCUUUGCUUCUCGCUCUGCAGCUUUUUAUGGUUAGCUCUUAAGGUGGGGAAGGCAUCAUCACACUCCACCUUUGUGUGAAUUCAGUGUUGCAGCAACCGCAAGCAUAUUAUAUUUUUCACAUAUGCUUUGCCUUCUUGCC
Messenger RNA from Lotus japonicus, 1444 nucleotides. RefSeq names its product UNC93-like protein 3. NCBI's taxonomy places the organism in Eukaryota, Viridiplantae, Streptophyta, Magnoliopsida, Fabales, Fabaceae. The coding region runs from base 40 to 1383 and encodes 447 amino acids. Gene Ontology annotation, biological process: potassium ion homeostasis. The transcript has 10 exons. The record is from RefSeq and is a predicted model, not a curated record.